Molecule: messenger RNA, 1366 nt
Organism: Plutella xylostella (diamondback moth)
Lineage: Eukaryota; Metazoa; Arthropoda; Insecta; Lepidoptera; Plutellidae
Gene: Adat1
Product: Adenosine deaminase, tRNA-specific 1
Biological process (GO): tRNA processing
Molecular function (GO): adenosine deaminase activity; RNA binding; tRNA-specific adenosine deaminase activity
Source: RefSeq, a predicted model, not a curated record
UAAAAACAACAACAUGGAUCCUUUCUAGUUUUCUAAAGUGUAUUUUAAAAUAUUUUUAGUGGUUUUUAUGAAUACAAAGUAAAAGGGUACUAAACCAAAUUAUCCAAUUCAGAUACUUUUCAUAGACAUGCGUCUAACUAGUGUUGUAGUAGAUAAAAUAUCUAAAACAUGCAAUGAUCAGUACAUGAAAUUGCCGAAAACUGGAAAACCCGUUGAUAAUGAGUGGACAGUCCUUUCUUGUGUGGUCAAAUACGACCGAAACAGUACAAAUAUUGAAGUGGUAUCCCUAGGUACCGGGUCGAAAUGUGUGGGAGCAACCAAAAUGUCCCCACGAGGCGAUAUACUGAACGACAGCCAUGCAGAAGUUAUUGCUCGCAGGGGGUUCCUUCUCUACCUAUAUCAUGAAAUCGAGAAAUCAAUAGGUCACAAACAAUCUCUUUUUAACCAGGAAGACUCUAAAUUCAAGUUAAAAGAUGGCAUAGAGUUCAUUUUCUAUUCAUCCCAGUUACCCUGUGGAGAUGCUUCUAUUAUACCAAAAGAUGGUGAAGAAGAUCAGUUUGGUGAUGUCUUGGAAUCCUUAAAACGUCAAGCUGAUACAGAGAUAUGUGACAGUGAACCUAAGGUUUCAAAGAUAAAGGAUAUUCAUAGAACUGGUGCCAAAUGUCUGCCGGGAGCCAAGCAGGACCAAAGAGAAUGUGGUGUGAACUACCACCAGGUGUGCCAAGUGAGGACCAAGCCCGGGAGAGGCGACCGCACACUGUCCGUGUCCUGUAGUGACAAACUGGCUCGAUGGGUGCAUGUGGGCAUUCAGGGAGCCCUACUCAACAUGUUCUUAGAUAAACCUAUUUACAUAAGUAGCUUUAUAUUUGGUGCUGGUGUACCAUACUCAGAGGAAACCUUAGAAAGAGCAUUGGUGAAGAGAAAUGUUAUUGAUUACCAAUUGGACUCGAAUAGACCAGAUUUCUACCAAAGUUCAGUGAAAUAUCCUCACAUUCGAUCAGAAGAAAGGAUCAGACCAGCUGCAGGCAGUAUUGUAUGGAUUAAUUCAAACAAUGUUAUAUCCGAGGUUGCAGUUCACGGAAGAAAGUUGGGAGUUACCAAGAAAAAGCUAAAUUCAUUGAGCAGUGCACUAUCAAUAAGUAAGUUUAAACUUUUUCAUAAGUUUCAACAUGUAAUGGCUAAGUUUGAACAUAAAAAUGUAAUUCUUCAAGAUAAAGAUGCUGAAAAUAUUACUUAUGGUGAAAUGAAGAAAAUGUCUGUAGAAUAUUUAAAAAAAUGGUACGAUGUGAGAGAUAAGUUUUUCAAAAUAUGGACUGUAAAACCUGAUAUGUGGAAUUUUACAAUUAAAAAUGAUUCAUGAUCUUUA